AAUUUGUAAAAAUACUAAAUUUCAGGGAUCAAAUAAUAAUUAUCUUCACACUGUACAGUAUUAGUAUUUACAAUAUGGGGCCUAAGUUAUACAAUAUAUACCGGGUAAGCCUCAGCUACUUUCCCUUUUUACCAUACAACACACAUUUCUACCCCCAACAAGAAGAAUUCUCAGCCAACACGUCUCUUCUUCCUCCAUCGUCACCAUUUAUACAAUCUCACUGUAAGUUCUGAUCAAUUCCCAAAUUUAAACAAUGUCUGAAUUGAGUACUACUUCUCCUGCAUACGUAAUGAGUUUCGGAAAGAAAGAGCACGAUUUCCUGAAGGAGAUCGGGCUCGGGCCGCGGAACUUGGGUUGUUACGUUAAUGGCGUUUGGCAAGGGAAUGGGCCCGUUGUUUCUACUAUGAAUCCUGUUGAUAAUCAGCCAAUUGCUGAAGUUGCUGAAGCAUCUAUUCAAGACUAUGAGGAAGGCAUGCAAGCAUGUGCCCAUGCUGCAAAAAUAUGGAUGCAGAUUCCGACACCAAAGAGAGGUGAAAUCGUGAGGCAGAUUGGUGAUUCGUUGAGAACCAAGAUUCAUCACCUUGGUCGGCUUGUUUCUCUUGAAAUGGGAAAAAUACUAGCAGAAGGAAUUGGGGAAGUUCAGGAAAUAGUUGAUAUGUGUGAUUUUGCGGUGGGAUUAAGUCGUCAGCUGAAUGGAUCCGUUAUCCCUUCUGAACGACCGAAUCAUAUGAUGUUGGAGAUGUGGAAUCCUUUAGGGAUAGUUGGUGUUAUUACAGCUUUCAACUUCCCUUGCGCAGUUCUUGGUGAGAUGGAACUAGUUUGUGGAAACUGUGUCGUCUGGAAGGGUGCUCCAACGACACCUCUGAUUACCAUAGCUAUGACAAAAAUAAUUGCUGGAGUAUUGGAGAAAAACAAUUUACCGGGGGCAAUUUUCACGGCAUUCUGUGGUGGUGCUGAAAUCGGUCAAGCUAUAGCAAAAGAUCCACGCAUUCCUCUAGUUUCGUUCACCGGGAGUUCACAGGUGGGUCUAAUGGUCCAGCAAACAGUGAAUCAAAGAUACGGCAAAUGCCUUCUUGAAUUAAGUGGAAACAAUGCUAUAAUAGUGAUGGACGAUGCCGAUAUCGAACUUGCUGUUCGCUCCGUUUUAUUUGCCGCUGUCGGUACUGCUGGUCAACGGUGCACCACAUGCCGUAGACUGCUUCUUCACGAGAGUGUUUAUCAGAAAGUACUUGACCGGUUAGCCGAAGUAUACGGACAAGUCAAAGUAGGAAAUCCUUUGGAGAAGGGUACCUUAAUCGGGCCUCUGCACACUCGUGCUUCGCGCGAGAAUUUCGCAAAGGGAAUUGAAAUAAUCAAGUCUCAGGGAGGAAAGAUUGUUGCAGGCGGGAGUGUUAUAGAGUCGGAAGGAAAUUACGUCCAGCCCACCAUAGUUGAAAUUUCAACGAGCGCCGAAGUUGUUAAGCAAGAGUUAUUUGGUCCAGUUCUUUACGUCAUGAAGUUUAAGACGUUGAACGAAGCGAUUGAAAUAAACAACUCUGUACCUCAAGGACUUAGUAGCUCCAUUUUCACCCGUCGGCCUGAAAUCAUUUUCAAAUGGAUCGGUUCUCAAGGAAGUGAUUGUGGUAUCGUAAACGUAAAUAUUCCGACCAACGGAGCUGAAAUUGGCGGUGCUUUUGGCGGUGAGAAAGCUACCGGAGGCGGCCGUGAAGCUGGGAGCGAUUCUUGGAAGCAAUAUAUGAGGCGAUCGACUUGCACUAUCAAUUAUGGGAGUGAGCUUCCUCUUGCUCAAGGAAUUAACUUUGGGUAAUAAAAUAAGAUAAAAUACGACGAGCAAUAAACCUCGGCGAGUGAAGUAACCGGAGAUUUUUCGCUGGUAUGUUUUGCUAGUUCCAACUUUGCUCUCGGCAUGUAAUAAUAAUUUUGAAUUCUAAACCACCAUUUAAGUUUGUUUCUUUUCUUGAAUAAUUAUUUGAUUUUAAUUUAAUUGGAGUUCGUUCAAAAUGAUUGGGAUAAAUAAAACUGUGAUUGGGACUC
Messenger RNA from Erythranthe guttata (spotted monkey flower), 2034 nucleotides. NCBI's taxonomy places the organism in Eukaryota, Viridiplantae, Streptophyta, Magnoliopsida, Lamiales, Phrymaceae. The record is from RefSeq and is a predicted model, not a curated record.